CAUGCCCGGAGAACCCAACCAACCACUGCCAUGAUCCAUCGUAAAUGAUUGCAAGGCGAGGGGAAAAGCAACGGCUUCGAUCAACCUCUCUUCUGCUUACGUACGAUUGUACAUGAGCGACUUUCUGCGUCACUCUUCAACCCAGGCCAGCAUCGAUCUACUCUUAUCCGAACACGAAUACAGUAAGUGGCUGCCUUCAUUCCUUGCCGAAUUCUAAAUCGAGCAUAACUGGCACCCGAAGAUGAGGAUGAGAAUGAGGUUGCCGUAAUCCAUCCCGCACCUGGAGACCGUUCGGCGAGUUACUAGUGUAGGCCUUUCCACUAGGCUGCCCAUCCCAUCCCUCCAAAAUCUAAAAUCACCAAAACUGGAAGUCCGGAGGACCGAGGUCGAUUUGCCUCAGGUUGCCGGAAGUACCUUUGAGUCUCAGCCCGACAAGUCGCUUUCACCGUGCCUUAUCCUCAUACUCAAGUUCAAAGUUACCCUUAUAAGCCGGUAAUUCCCGUCAUAUCACGUAUUAGGUAUACAUACUAUAUAAUUGGCACGAACAAGGUUAUUCGUCCUGCAUAUCAAGCUAUCUGUCUAUGAAGUUUGUUUUAAACACCUUGCCAUAAUCCCUACCUUGUACUUGUAGUCUGUCUCCUUUCUUCGCCUUUAAAAUAUCACCAUAACCCACCAUCUGUCUGCUCGCAUAUGGUACCAUCUCACUGAGAAUAACAUGGCGUCACAGUCAGAACCAGCGAGGACAGAAAAAGCCUCGACCGCUCUCAGUCUGUCCUUUAAUAUUGCCGAAAAUCGUCCGGCUUCAAGAUCAUCUUCCAUAUCAUCCACAUCAUCACAAGAUAGUAUGGCUAGCGACUCAACCAGGACAUCCUCUUCUUCGUUUGAGGUUGAGAACGCUUACUUCAGCUCUAAUCCGCCACCCAAGACACUGCCCCAACAUGUCGCGGCUGCGAAGGAGUUUAUCAGUCAGCACGCUGCUGCAAAUCGACGAGUGGUUCUGGUAACAUCAGGAGGUACGACUGUCCCGUUGGAAAAGCAGACAGUGCGUUUCAUCGACAACUUCAGUGCUGGAACACGCGGUGCCACGUCGGCCGAGUAUUUCCUGGAGUCUGGAUAUGCCGUCAUAUUCUUGCAUCGGCAGUUCAGUUUACUACCGUACAGUCGACAUUAUAGUCACUCAACAGAUUGUUUCCUGGAUUUCUUGCAUGAAUCAGAUGAUGGUAGCGUCAUAGCGAACCCGGCCCACCAGCAAAAGAUGUUGCGCGUUUUACGCAAGUACAAUGCCGCUAAGCGGCAGAACAUGCUGCUCAUGCUGCCCUUCGUUACCAUUACCGACUAUUUGCAUGAGUUGCGAGCAGUGGCCCAAUUGAUGCGCCCUCUCGGACCGAACGGGCUCUUGUACCUCGCCGCCGCCGUGAGCGACUUUUUUGUCCCGCCAGAGCGUAUGUCCGAGCACAAGAUUCAGAGCACAACCGCAACAGAUAAAUUCCAGCCAAAAACGCAGCAAGGUCCGACCACGAUCACAACAGAGAGGCGAAGGCCGGAGAAAGAAAAUGAAGAUGAUGAGGCAUUCGAUAACUUCGACUCGUCGCCCGCGGUUCCCCGUAGCAAGCGAUUGAUAGUAGACUUGGAUCCGGUGCCCAAGUUUCUCAAGAACCUCGUUGAUGGAUGGGCCCCUGAAGGAAUGAUCGUAUCAUUCAAGCUCGAAACAGACCCCGCUAUACUCGUCCACAAGGCUAAGUACUCGCUAAACCGGUACCAGCACCACCUUGUGAUCGGCAACUUACUCACGACUCGUAAAUGGGAGGUCGUAUUCGUCAGCCCGGGCCGCGAAGAUCAGUGGAUCCGCGUCCCUAUUGCUCGUCGCAAGAAGACGCUCAGCGGUAGCGGAGUCGAGGAUUUGAUCGGCGCCGCAGAGCGGGAAGGCAGUGGCAAGGAGAAUACUAGUAAUGAGCCUAUGGACCCAGCCAGCCUGCCUGAAGGCGAACCAGAGAUGGAGAUCGAGAGCCUCAUUAUUCCUGCAGUUCAGGCAUUGCAUGACAAGCAUGUUGAGUCAGUCGCUGCAAAAAAAUCUUAAAAAUGGUGAGCUUUGGAUGAUUAAGACAUUGUGAGAAUGGUGAACACAUCUUGAUCAGAUUAUGGGAUAUGGGAUACGGUCUAUGGGCUUUUCUUUUUCUUAUUUUUCUCAGAUACCAUGAACUGUAUAUAUGCCCUGAGCCAUAAUAUAACCAUAUUGCUAAAUAGCGAGAAUGCGAAAUAGCACAUUUUUCUCAA
This is a messenger RNA of Xylaria bambusicola, 2274 nucleotides long. Its product is annotated as DNA/pantothenate metabolism flavoprotein. The coding region runs from base 716 to 2077 and encodes 453 amino acids. The transcript has a single exon. Gene Ontology annotation, molecular function: phosphopantothenate--cysteine ligase activity. The record is from RefSeq and is a predicted model, not a curated record. Lineage: Eukaryota; Fungi; Ascomycota; Sordariomycetes; Xylariales; Xylariaceae. Gene Ontology annotation, biological process: coenzyme A biosynthetic process. Gene Ontology annotation, cellular component: cytoplasm; nucleus.